Molecule: messenger RNA, 1578 nt
Organism: Callorhinchus milii (elephant shark)
Lineage: Eukaryota; Metazoa; Chordata; Chondrichthyes; Chimaeriformes; Callorhinchidae
Product: indian hedgehog protein-like
Exons: 5
Coding region: 1-1578 (525 amino acids)
Biological process (GO): cell fate specification; protein autoprocessing; smoothened signaling pathway
Molecular function (GO): calcium ion binding; patched binding
Source: RefSeq, a predicted model, not a curated record
AUGGGGCGAGAUUGUCGCCACCUGGACCAUCUCCUCGCCCAUCGGCGGAGCGCGCCGCUCUCCUCAUCACCGCCGCCGCCGCCGCCGCCGCUGUCCGUCAGCAUCCUCCUGCUGCUGCUGCUGCUCCUGCUGCUGCUGCUGCCUCAGCCGGCAGAGUCCUGCGGACCUGGUAGCUUGAACGGGGGCCGGCGGCGCCCGGCGCGCAAGCUGACGCCGCUCGCCUUCAAGCAGUUCGUGCCCAACGUGGCCGAGAGGGCGCUGGGCGCGAGCGGCCGCUACGAGGGGAAGAUCGCACGCGGCUCCGAGAGGUUCCGGGAGCUGACGCCCAACUACAACCCCGACGUCGUGUUCAAGGACGAGGAGGGCACCGGGGCCGACCGCCUCAUGACGCAGCGCUGCAAGGAGCGCCUCAACUCGCUCGCCAUCUCCGUGAUGAACACGUGGCCCGGCGUGAAGCUGCGCGUGACCGAGGGCUGGGACGAGGACGGCCACCACUCGGAGGAGUCGCUGCACUACGAGGGGCGCGCCGUGGACAUCACCACGUCGGACCGCGACCGCGACAAGUACGGCACGCUGGCACGCCUCGCCGCCCAGGCGGGCUUCGACUGGGUCCACUACGAGUCCAAGUCGCACGUGCACUGCUCCGUCAAGGCCGAGAACUCCAACAUCGCGGCGGCCAAGGGCAGCGAGGGCUGCUUCCACGGCGACGCGCGCCUCUUGGUGGAGGGCGGCGGCUCCAAGAGGCUGCGCGACCUGCGGGCCGGCGAGCGCGUCCUGGCGGCGAGCGGGCCCACCUCGCCGCCCGCCUACAGCGACCUCCUCCUCUUCCUCGACCGCGAGCCCCGCCAGCGGCGCCGCUUCAUCGCCCUGGAGACGGAAGGCGGCGGCCGCCUCCUCGUCACCCCCUCGCACCUCGUGUUCGCCGCGCCCGGAGACUCCGACGAUGACGGCGGCGGCGAUAGUGGCAGCGGUGUUCCCCCGGAGGAGCGCGCCGUGGCCCUCUUUGCCAGCCGCGUGCGGCCCGGCAUGUUCGUCUUUGAGCUGGCGGGUGCUCUUGCUGAUCCUGCUGCUACUGCGUUAGUGGUGGUGCUGGCGGUAGCGUUAGUGGUGGUGCUGGUGGCGUUAGUGGUGGUGUUGGCGGUAGCGUUAGUGGUGGUGCUGGUGGCUGGUGUUGUUGUUGGCGAUGACGGAGCACCGCGGCUGCGUGCGGUGCGCGUGGCGCGCGUGAGCUGGGUGGAGGCGCUGGGGUCGUACGCGCCGCUCACGCACCACGGCACGGCGAUCGUCGACGGGCUGCUGGUGUCGUGCUACGCGGCCGUCGAGACGCACGGCCUGGCUCACGUCGCCUUCGCGCCGCUCCGCACGGCCCACCAGCUCAUGCGGGGCCUCGGGAUACAUUCGCGCAGCAGCAGCAGCGGCGGCGACGGCAAUAGCAGCGGCAGCGGCAGCAGCAGUAGCAAGAACGCACCGGGAGCGGAGGGAGAAGGAAUUCACUGGUACCCGCGACUCCUCCACACGCUCGCCCGUCUGCUGCUCGGCGAAGACGUGUUCCACAUCCUCUCGCCUGGCCGCGCGUGA